GCCUUCAGCCAGGCAAAAGGCCGUGGCUCCUUUCUUUCAUGCUCAGAGCUUGCGUCGUUUGCUCGACUCCAGCGCCAGACACCUUCUAUUCUGUAAACGGGGGGCGGGGGGGACGAGGUCGGAAGCGAUUGUCCUAGGAUAAUCAAAAUACUGAAGUCAUCGGUCAGACCCCCGCGCGGAGGGAGCCGAGCGCACGUGCGCAACUCCGCCCCUCUUUUGGCGAAGCAACUGGGCCUGACCCUUCCCGCGCCCUGUAGCGCCGCGGAGGCGGCUCAGAGGGCCCGGCGGGCCGCGCGUCGCCAUGGAGCCCGAUGGGACCUACGAGCCAGGGUUCGUGGGCAUUCGAUUCUGCCAGGAAUGGUGAGGCCUGGGACACCGGGGUGGCGGGCUGGGGAGGAAGGAAUGUCUCCGGGCCUGACCUGGACCCGCCCCGCCCGCAGUAACAACAUGCUGUAUCCCAAGGAGGACAAGGAGAACCGCAUUCUGCUCUACGCGUGCCGGAAUUGUGAUUACCAGCAGGAGGCCGACAACAGCUGCAUCUACGUCAACAAAAUCACGCACGAAGUGGACGAGCUGACCCAGAUCAUCGCCGACGUGUCCCAGGACCCCACGCUGCCGCGGACGGAGGACCACCCGUGCCAGAAGUGCGGCCACAAGGAGGCGGUGUUCUUCCAGUCACACAGCGCCCGGGCCGAGGACGCCAUGCGCCUGUACUAUGUCUGCACGGCCCCCCACUGCGGCCACCGCUGGACUGAGUGACACCCCCCUCUCCCCCGAGCCUAAUAAAUGCCAGGAUUUCCAUGCCUGAAG
This is a messenger RNA of Carlito syrichta (Philippine tarsier), 810 nucleotides long. It is a transcript of the gene POLR2I, whose product is annotated as RNA polymerase II subunit I. Gene Ontology annotation, molecular function: zinc ion binding; nucleic acid binding; DNA-directed RNA polymerase activity. The record is from RefSeq and is a predicted model, not a curated record. Gene Ontology annotation, cellular component: RNA polymerase II, core complex. Gene Ontology annotation, biological process: transcription initiation at RNA polymerase II promoter; maintenance of transcriptional fidelity during transcription elongation by RNA polymerase II; DNA-templated transcription. NCBI's taxonomy places the organism in Eukaryota, Metazoa, Chordata, Mammalia, Primates, Tarsiidae. The coding region runs from base 358 to 759 and encodes 133 amino acids. The transcript has 6 exons.